AUGCCUGGCAAACGCAAACGACAGCCGGUCAGCAAGGCCAAGGCGAAAGCCACGGCGAAAGCCAAGGUGAAAUCCAAGGCGAAAGCCACGGCCAAAGCCAUGGCCGUGGAAGCGGCAAGCAGCCCAAGGUCAGGGAGCUCGGACGGCUCGAAUGUGACUCCUAACGAUGACGGUGAAGAUGCGGUCUCCGAGAAUCCAGCGUCCGAAGCGGAGUCUGCGGAGUCGGGUGCGGCAUCUGGGAGAAGUGGUGAUGAAUCCGAGCCUGCAAAUGAGAAUGGGACCGAGACAGUGGGUCCGGAUCCUUCGUCCCUGCCCGAGUUGGAACAUGUCGUUCCCCUGGUGCUGCCACAGAUGGAAAUGGAAAUUGAGGAGAAAGGCUUGGAGGCGUUCGUCAGCACUGGCUCCACUCAGCUCCGCCAGUGGAUUGUAGAAUCCAUCCGUCGCUUGAAUACUUCUCACCAGUCCGACAUGGCCUUUGCCUUGAGCAAAGCCGGCUCCAUUCGCAUGGCAACAGCAUGCUCUGGAACUGAUGCCCCGGUGCUUGUGGGCAAGGCUUUUGCAGAUGCCGUCAGGACUUGCUUCUCAGUCCGGUUGGAGUUUGAGCAUGUCUUCAGUUGCGAGAGUGAUCCCGACAAGCGAGGCUUCCUGGAAGCCAUGUUCAAGCACACAGGUGACGUCGACAUGGCACGACUUUUUGUCAGCACGGAGCACCUAGCAGCAGCCGGUCCCCAUGAUGGCCAAGUUGAAGAACACUUGAGCCGGGAGGAGUGCGAAAUCCCAGCAGACUUCACGGACCUUAUCUUUGGUUUCCCAUGCCAGGAUGUAUCGCGACUCAACCGUGCCUCAGAGAACUUGAUGAACCAAGAGACUGUGAAGAAUGCAAGUCUUCGCACGGGAAAGACUUUUGGCGAGAUGAUGACCUUCUUGGACAAACGCACUUCUCUUGGGUUUCCACCGGUGAGUUGCAUCAUCAUGGAGAAUGUCAUGGGGUUGGCGGAGCCUCCGAAGCGGAGCGGAACUUCAGAGCACCGGCCCGAGCAUUCCAACUUGGACUAUGUCAAGCAAGCCAUGUCCGCCAGAGGCUAUUUCAUGCAGGCGGUCGUGCUUGACCCCCUUGGCCUAGGUUGGCCAGUGUCACGUAAGAGAAUCUACAUGAUCUGCUGGCCGAAGUCCAAACUUGAGCAGGCUGGCUUCGCGGAGGACUUUGUCAGGAGCACGGUGGAGGAGAUCCUCAACAAGCUGUCGCGCAGCAGCACGAAGCAUCUUGAUGACAUCAUCCUGGACGAGAGUCACCCGGCAGUCAAGGAUGAACUCAACAGAUCACGCGAGGUCAUGCUCAAGAGACGAGCGGAAUCUCCACCCAAAGUGAAAAAAAACAAGUGGGCAGAAGCCCACGUGAAGGCAUUGCAACGCCAGGGGGUGGACUGGUGGGUUAACAACACCCCGAGUGAAGCCACGUACAAUCGAUACCCCGGACUACUGUCAUUGACAGAUCGCCAACUCGACUUGUGCAAGGUCAUGCGAGUGGCGCUGCCUGACCCCAGAUGUGCGAUAGUGGAGAUGUCACAGGGCCUGCGCGGCCCGAGCUCCUCCAACAUCCCAUGCCACCGGGCGUCCAUCGUUCUUCCAACUGGACAGCAGUUAAUCCUGCAUCGAGGUCGCAUGGUUUCGGGCCUGGAAGCGAUGUUGUUGCAAGGACUUCAUUUUGGCAAAACCCAAGGUCGGCUCGAUGAGUUUUCGCCCGAGAUGCUUCGCAACCUGGCGGGGAACGCCAUGCAGGCCCAUAGCAUGGCCUGCGCGCUGCUCAUCCACAGAGCCAUCGAAGGGCAGCUGACUGUUGCAAUGAUGACCAAGAAGGAGUCCUCCUGCACGCCAGUGGACGACGACUUGUUCGAUUUUGAGUGA
Molecule: messenger RNA, 1905 nt
Organism: Symbiodinium sp. CCMP2592
Lineage: Eukaryota; Dinophyceae; Suessiales; Symbiodiniaceae
Source: the annotation of a GenBank genome assembly